UUGGCUUUGUUUUUUAAAAAUUUUAAGAAGCUCGACAACAUUUCGACAAGGCAAUGGAGUCCAGGCAACAGCAGGAUCAGGCCCAAAAGUCCAAUGAUCAGGAGGCGCCCAGUAUUUCCCAGUCCAUUACAUCGUUCUAUAUAUAUAAUCCCUAUGAAAAGCGAACCGUGGAAGUGCCAUUGACCAACUGUGAUGCCUUCAUUUCCCUGCUAAAAUGUGUGAUUGGAACUGGUGUCCUAGCCAUGCCCUUGGCCUUUCGCUGCUCUGGUAUUGUGAUCGGCAUUGUCAUGUGCAUCCUGUUGAUGAUUAUACUGACUUACUCCAUUCAUUUGCUGAUCCAUGGAAUGACCGAGUGCUGCCGGCGAAGACUGGUGCCGCAGGUCUCCAUGCCGGAGGCUGUCCAAAUCGCCUACGAAGAGGGUCCCACCUGCAUCAGAUGGCUGGGCCGCACAGCCAGCAUCAUGACCACUAUUGUCAUAGUCUUUAGCCAGUUUCUCCUGUGCACCGUUUAUUUGGUUUUUGUGGCGAAGAACUUCAAGGAAAUCGGUGAUCACUAUGCCGAGUCUUACAAUGAGCGGCUGUACGUCCUGGGCGCUUGUAUCCUCCUCCUGCCGAUCUUCAUGAUCCGGCGUCUGAAGUACCUGGUGCCCUUAAACUUGAUUUCCAAUUUUGUCCUUUAUGCCGGGUUUGCUCUCAUCAUGUACUAUUUGUUUAGCGGCCUGCCCGAUAUCCGGGAUCGGGAGUUGGCCAAGCCUCCAAUCCAAUGGAUCGAGUUCUUUGGUAUUGCCGCCUUCUCCCUAACAGCAGUGGGUUCGAUGCUAGUAGUUGAGGCGAAUAUGGCACAUCCACAGAGCUAUCUGGGCAUCUUUGGGGUCCUUAACCUGGCUGUUUUUUUUAUUCUGAUAUCCAACAUUUUCUUUGGGUUCGUGGGGUAUUGGCGAUUUGGCGAGGAAGUACAUGCCAGCAUCACUCUGAAUAUUCCGAGGGACGAAAUUCUCUCGCAGUGCAUCAAGGUCUUCAUAGCCAUCGGAAUCUUCCUGAGUUAUCCUCUAAACGGCUUUGUGGUGAUCACUGUGGUAUUCAGUGACUACGAAAGAAGCACCGACCGCAGCCAGGGCCACUCGGCGAUGCUCGAGUACGUGGUGCGAUUCAUCUUUCUGCUUCUAACCGGUGUGGUGGCAGUGAGUGUUCCCAACUUGGCGGCUCUCACGGAACUGGAGGGAGCCCUCUCGCUUAGCAAUCUGAACUUCCUGUGUCCGGCCUUGAUCGAUAUUUUCCUGAAUUAUGGCUAUGGAUAUGGGCGGUUGCGGUGGAAGCUAUUGCGGGAUUUAUUGCUCAUCCUGAUUGGCCUUAUCUUUGGGGUGGUGGGCUGCACAGCGGCCGCGAUGCAGCUGGUGAAGGACUUGAAGGUUACUUUUGGCAACAUAUAG
Drosophila bipectinata is the source of this 1430-nucleotide messenger RNA. It is a transcript of the gene polyph, whose product is annotated as polyphemus. Gene Ontology annotation, biological process: amino acid transmembrane transport. Gene Ontology annotation, molecular function: L-amino acid transmembrane transporter activity. The record is from RefSeq and is a predicted model, not a curated record. Lineage: Eukaryota; Metazoa; Arthropoda; Insecta; Diptera; Drosophilidae.